Molecule: messenger RNA, 588 nt
Organism: Cladocopium goreaui
Lineage: Eukaryota; Dinophyceae; Suessiales; Symbiodiniaceae
Source: the annotation of a GenBank genome assembly
GCCAUGUGUUUGGUGUCCAUGAUCGACUGCGAGGGCUGGUUGGCAUCCCCAGAUGAUGCCCUGAAUGCGGCGGAUGAGGCCUUGGAGAUGUCGCUGGAAAUCGAGGAGUGGAACGUACGACUCGCAGACUUCUCGAGAGCGAUCUCGGACGCAGAGGAUGCUCUGGAGAUCUACCGGGAGUUGGAUUCACCCCAGGAGCUCCGUGCCCUGCAUCUGCUGCUGCACCCGCUGCUGCAGCUGGCGGAAGUGCGAGAGGCGCGACAGAAGGCCUCAGAGGCCCUGGAGCGCUUUGGUAUCAAGGGCAACAAGGCGGCGCAGAUCGACAUUGCCAAGAUGUUGGUCGAGGUGCACUUGCGUGGCGGCAACCUAUCAGAGGCCAUCAGUGUGAGCAAAGACUGCAUCAGAUGGUGCAAGGAGUUGGGCCAGAAAUCAUCGCAGGCCUCGCUGAUGUUGAAGAUCAGUCGUGGCCGUCUGGACGCCGGAGACCUCUCCAAGGCUCCUGGGGGGAGACUGCGUGGUCUCCGGCUUUCCAAAAAAUUCAGAGUCCACAAGUCAGAGCCCAACAAACAUCCAGUAAGUGACCAAUAA